Molecule: messenger RNA, 1153 nt
Organism: Elaeis guineensis (African oil palm)
Lineage: Eukaryota; Viridiplantae; Streptophyta; Magnoliopsida; Arecales; Arecaceae
Product: chromatin remodeling protein EBS
Molecular function (GO): chromatin binding
Source: RefSeq, a predicted model, not a curated record
AAAAGAUAAAAAAAAUUCUCUCCCUCUUCUCACUUUCUCUCCCCCAUACCCUUCUUCGUCUCCUUCUCGCCUCUCUCCCAUGGCGAAGCCUCGGCCGGCGAAGCGAAUCCUGGACUCCUAUACGAUCAAAGGAUCCAACAAAACAAUCAAGCCCGGGGACUGCGUGCUGAUGCGGCCGCCAGACUCGUCGAAGCCGCCGUACGUGGCGAGAGUGGAGAGCAUCGAGGCGGGGGCGCGAGGCUCCAACGUGAAGGUGCGGGUACGGUGGUACUACCGGCCAGAGGAGUCAAUCGGGGGUCGGCGCCAGUUCCACGGUGCCAAGGAGGUCUUCCUCUCCGACCACUACGACGUCCAGAGUGCCGACACCAUCGAGGGAAAGUGUUUCGUUCACAGCUUCAAGAACUACACCAAGCUCGACGCUGUCGGCAACGAAGAUUUCUUUUGCCGGUUCGAGUAUAAGUCCGCGACUGGUAGUUUCAUUCCCGACAGAAUCGCUGUGUUUUGCAAGUGUGAAAUGCCUUACAACCCUGAUGACCUUAUGAUCCAGUGUGAGGGCUGCUCUGACUGGUACCAUCCUGCUUGUAUAGAUAUGACUGUUGAGGAAGCUAAGAAGCUUGAACAUUUCUUCUGUCAAAGUUGCUCCUCUCAAAAUGAAAAGAAGACAGAAAAUUCUCAUAGUGCUUCAAGACAAUCGGAAUCAAAGGUGUGGAUGCCCUUUUGGGAAAUGAUGCUGCAUGGUACCCAGUUUGGGGUGACAAUUCAACCCAAUGGAGGUUGAAUCCAAGAGGCGGAGAAGGUGAAUAACACAACUGAUGCCCAUAUGUUUUAUCCACGGGGUUGUAUAGAGUGGUCUGCCAGUUUCAGGUAUGUAAAUGUUCAGAUGACAGUGUUUGUAUUUUAGAGGUUACAUGGGGCUCCCGUUAGUCCCUGUAAAGCAUGUAGUAUUUGGUAUCCUUCAGUUAUGGAAGAUUGAAGAGAGCCGUCUGGUCUCAUCCAGUCUGUGUAUAUAUUUAUUGGGGUUUGCAUGAUAUCAUUAGAUACAUGUUUAAAAGCACUCAAACAAGGCAUUGUAGAGUCACUGCGGAUUAUGUAUUUGCUCCCCAUCAAGUCGGGCAACAAUAAUUUCUAUUAGAUGCUUUAAUUUGCCUUCUUA